AUGGCUAGUUCAUUGCCUUUGCUGUCUUCCUUGUUCAUUUUCUUCCUUGCAUCUACUGUUUUUGCUAUCAAUAAUAUCACUCAUGCCACUUCAGUUGAAAAAGACUUAGUUCCAUGCACAAUGUGCGCUGAGUGUGAGAACCCAUGCCAACCCCUGCUGCCACCUCCUCCUCCACCUCUACCGUCACCGCCUCCACCGCCACCAUCGGUCAUUAAUAUUGAAUGCCCUCCACCACCAAAGACACCAUGUCCAGAUAAUUGUGAAGAAGUGCCACAAGGACAAGGACCAGUGCCCCGGCCACCGUACCCACCGGUAUUGUACUUUCCACCGGGAACUCCGUAUCCAAACUAUGUGCCAUAUAAUAUGAACACUAGCGGUGGAAUGAUGAGGCCUUACUCGAUCUAUUUCACAAAGUCCUUCUCCUUGAUUAUUUAUGUGGCAUGUCUUUGCCUUACUUAUUACUUGUUCAUUUAG
Messenger RNA from Glycine soja, 474 nucleotides. RefSeq lists its product as uncharacterized. NCBI's taxonomy places the organism in Eukaryota, Viridiplantae, Streptophyta, Magnoliopsida, Fabales, Fabaceae. The coding region runs from base 1 to 474 and encodes 157 amino acids. The transcript has a single exon. The record is from RefSeq and is a predicted model, not a curated record.